This is a messenger RNA of Temnothorax curvispinosus, 2199 nucleotides long. RefSeq names its product pumilio homolog 3 (gene peng). Bases 222 to 2177 code for a protein of 651 amino acids. Lineage: Eukaryota; Metazoa; Arthropoda; Insecta; Hymenoptera; Formicidae. The record is from RefSeq and is a predicted model, not a curated record. Gene Ontology annotation, biological process: regulation of translation. Gene Ontology annotation, cellular component: nucleolus. Gene Ontology annotation, molecular function: mRNA binding. The transcript is spliced from 3 exons.
GGGAUCACGUGGUCGCACACGGUAAACAGGUUAGAAACGCUUCCGGCGCGUACACGUGAGAUCGCGAAUUUUGUAGCCCUCUUUUCGUUAUAAUCUAUAGUUAUUCGAGCGUUUGUAGUUUUGUGGAUACUCUCGGAUAGCAACACGAGGGAUUUUUCGUAAAUUUAAGACUGAAGGACACUCGGCGUUGAAAUUAGAUUGAGGUUAGGAUCCGUUCAAAGAUGAAACGAUCAGCAAAGAGUUUGGAUACUGGUGACGCGGGAGCAGAGGAUAAUGUGGACGCAGAGGACAGUAAAAAGAAAAAGAAAGUGAGAUUCGAGAAAUCCUUGGAUAAAUCUACAGGUAAGAAUGUACAACCACCUUUCAUAAAGAAGAAUUCGAAAGGAAAAAAUUUGAAAGUGGCAAAGAAUAAUUCUAAAAUUGAAAAGAUAAAUUUGCUCAAACUGAAGAAGGAGAAAAAGGAGUUUGGACGAAAGUCCGAAGCUCAGAAGAAAGAUAACUCGAAGACAGAUAAUCUGAAAUCGGAGAAGAAAGCGACCACCGAAAAAACCGAUUGGGUCCAAUUGAAAAAGGAGAAGAAGGAACUCAAACAGAAGCGCAAAGCUAAAAGGUUGAACGACGACGUAGUGUUUGACAAGGUUAUUCAGGCUAAGCAGAUCGGCGAGAAGUUACGAAGAUCCGAUUGCAAGUCCGUGAAUCGUGUAACAUUAACUCAGACGUUGCACAACAUGCUGGAAAAUCAUUAUAGCAAGGUGAUAUUUACGCACGAUAUGUCCAGAGUAGUUCAGUGUAUGAUCAAGUACUGCGAGGAACACAUUCGACAAGCUAUAUGCCACGAGAUAAAGCCACUCGUUGUGGAGAUGUUACAGUCGAAAUAUGCGAAGAACUGCGUAAAAGCUAUCUUAAAGUACGGCUCGCAAGAAAUCAGAUCUGAGGUUAUCUCUGGAUUUUAUGGCAACAUUGUCAAACUAAUGAGUCACAGUGUAUCGGCCUCUCUUGUGGAACAUACGUACCGUACUUGGUGUACUAAUCUCGACAAAAUAUAUUUCAAACAGGAGUUUUACGGGGACAUUUAUAAAUUGGAAAAGGACAAGGACGUUAAAUCGCUGUCGGACGUAUUCAAAAUUGCGACGGAUAUGAAGCUAGCCACGCUGUCUGCUAUAAAAACAAAUCUAGUCAGAAUCUUGAACAAAGGCUUCGUCGAUUCCACUCUACUGCAAACGGUUCUAUGGGAAUUCCUCUGCGUAUGUUCGGUGGAAGAUAGGAGCGAGUUAAUAGUUAUGCUGCGCUCUUACAUUAUAACGCUGUGCCAAACAAAAAUGGGAGCGAGAGUCGCUACGCAAUGUAUAUGGCAUGGCACUAGCAAAGAUAGAAAAAUAAUUAUGAAAGCCCUUAAGGGAAAUGUAAAAGCGAUUUGUAUGUCCAAAAACGGUCAUAUGAUAUUAUUGGCGCUCUUUGAUUCCGUAGACGACACCGUUCUCGUGCAGAAGAUAAUAUUGUCCGAGCUACAAGAGGAUCUAGUUAAUAUUGCGCUGAACGAGUAUGGAAAACACGUUAUAUUAUACCUCGUGGCCAGGAGAAAACCUUUUUAUUUUUCGCCGGACGUAGUGGAAUAUUUGCGCCAAGGUGAUGGCAAUUCCGCGAGCAAGAAACUAGCCGACAUUAGGGAAAAGGAACUCCUCGAAGCAAUCCGCGACACGCUUUUUGACGCAAUAAUCGCGGAUACCGCAGUGUGGUUAUCCACCGGCAGCAUAGCUAUGACUACCCUGGCGAUACUGAAAGUAGGAUCGGGAGAAAAACUAAAUUCCGCGUUCGAAUCGAUUGCUAAGUUUCUUACCAACAUAGAUUCAAAAAUCAAAGACAAUGAUACCGAGUAUAAUGUGGUUGAACAUCCUGGAUUACACACAAUGUUAAAGAAACUUAUUCAGAAUGACAAAGAACUGAUAGAAAAGAACGAAUCUACAUUUGGAGAAAUUUUAAUACCGUACUUGACACCGAAAGUGUUGGAAAAGUGGACGGAAUUUAAUAGAGCUUGCUUCUUAUUAAUUCUUCUUAUAGAAAAUGGACUUCAAAAUGUUAAAGAUACAUUGCUAUCCAAAUUAAAACCUUUAACGGCAAAUCUCAAGACAAAGCGCGGCGCUGGAGCAUCGAUAUUGUUAAAAAAAUUAAAAGAAUAAAUGUAAAUAUAUAUGAAUGUAA